AUCUAUAUAUCUCUAAGCUUCUUUUAUUUAUUUAUUUAUUUUUUUAAUUUUUGGAUCUGGAUAUAGUAUAUAUAUAAACCGGCCGUAAAGAUGUUUCCUUCAGAAAACGAAAAUGGCGGGGUGGUGUUAUUUAAUGAGGGGCCUUCAAUAAUAAUUACAUCGGAGCAAGAUAAAAUACUCGGAGAGAUGCUUGCAAACUAUGCCACUGAAGUAAACACCACCGCUGCAGUAGUACUUAAAGAAAACAACAAUGUCGAGUCGAAGAAAAGUGCGCAUAGGGAUAUCGAAAGGCAGCGUAGGCAAGAAAUGUCUCUCCUUUACUCUUCCCUUCGAUCCCUUCUUCCUCUCCAAUACGUCAAGGGAAAGAGAGCAGUAUCAGAUCACAUGCACCAGGCUGUGAUUUACAUAAAACAUAUGCAGAUGAAAAACGAAGAAAUGCGAAUAAAGAUAGAGAAGUUGAAUAAAUUAACGAAUAAUGUAUCUGAAACAAGAUCGAUCUUAGAAGAUCGUGUUAUCAUUGAAGCUGCAGCAAAUUCUUCGCCUACUUACUGUGUGAAGAUAAAUGUUUGCAAUGGUGGUGGAAUUAAUGAGAUUUUAAUCACCAGUAGUAGCAGUAUCGAUAACGGGAGUUUUUCUCUAUCGAAGGUGUUCGUCAAAUUGCUUCAGAGAGGUUUUAAUGUAAUCAGCUGUGUUUCUACUAGAGUGGAUAAUCUGUUCCUCCAUAAAAUUCAGAUUGAUGAGGUGAUUGGUUAAUUUGAAUAUUAAUUAGAACAAGGGUUUUGAUAUUAUAUAUUGUUUAAAAUAUAAUUUGUUGGUUAAUUAUUUUUUUGUAAUUGCAGGAAAAUGAUUUCACAAGCAAUAUUGAUCUAACCAAGCUUGAAGAGGAACUGGUCAAUUUGAUGAAACGUGUUUAAUUUUAUUUAUAUGUCAGGAUAUCAAUAAUCAAGAGAAGUGAUCUUGAAUUUUUAAUUUUUUUUUUUUAUUUUUUCAUUGUAUUUUGCUGCUUGUGUGUUUGUGUGGUGGUGGUUUGGCGAUGUGGGGCGGUGGUGGGGGUUGCGGCGCCGGCGGGGUAGUGGUGGUGGUGGGUGGAGAGUGAUGAAGAAGCUGAAACAAAAAGGAAGGAAAACGAAAGUGGAAAUAAAUAGAUUUUUUUUAACUAAUGCCACGUCAGCAUCCUUUGACUUUGAUUUUUUUUUUUUUCAAAAGUAAAACCACUCUGCCAAAUCUUGUGUACCAUCUUUCUCCACGUCAUCAAAAUCAGUUAUUGUUCUUUUAUUGGUAAAUAAUUCCCCAAUUGUUC
Messenger RNA from Erythranthe guttata (spotted monkey flower), 1300 nucleotides. Lineage: Eukaryota; Viridiplantae; Streptophyta; Magnoliopsida; Lamiales; Phrymaceae. The record is from RefSeq and is a predicted model, not a curated record.